Messenger RNA from Penaeus chinensis, 1234 nucleotides. Its product is annotated as UMP-CMP kinase 1-like. Gene Ontology annotation, biological process: CDP biosynthetic process; UDP biosynthetic process. The transcript has 4 exons. NCBI's taxonomy places the organism in Eukaryota, Metazoa, Arthropoda, Malacostraca, Decapoda, Penaeidae. Gene Ontology annotation, molecular function: ATP binding; UMP kinase activity. The record is from RefSeq and is a predicted model, not a curated record. Gene Ontology annotation, cellular component: cytoplasm; nucleus. The coding region runs from base 60 to 641 and encodes 193 amino acids.
AGACCAACCCACUUACGUUCCACAGGUAGCUCACCGUCCAGAGCAAAGGAACAGCCCCCAUGGCAGCCCAGUACAACGUGGUGUUCAUGCUCGGCCCGCCUGGAGCUGGCAAAGGAACACAAAGCAACAUUAUCGCUCAGACCUUUGGAUACGACCACGUGUGCGUGGGCGACCUGCUGAAGGGCGAAGUCAAGCAGCCAGACAGCGCCAUCGGGAGGCUUAUCAAGGAGCAGAUACUAUGCAACACUAUAGUGUCUUGGACGGUCACGUGUCCUCUGCUCGAGCGCUACAUGAAGGAAUCACGUAACAAAAACUUCGUAAUAGACGGAUUCCCGCGAACACAGGAUAAUUUCGACGGAUGGAAUGUAACACUGGGAAACAAAGUCAAUUUGCAGUGUGUGUUUUUUCUUUCUUGUCCUUUCGAACUGUGCACUGAGCGGUGUCUGGGCCGAGGAGCCGCCGGUUCGGGACGUCCGGACGACAACGAAGUGUCUCUUAAGAAGCGCUUCGACACCUUCGCGAAUGAUACGGUUCACAUUCUGAACUGGUACGAGGGGCGGGGCCUCUUGCGGACCAUCGACGGCGCCAAGUCCAUCGAGGAAGUCUCGGCAGAUGUGAAAAGUCACUUCAUUAAGUUGUAGUUUUUAAGUAUUCUUCGCUGAAGUAUAUUGUGUGCUUUCAUUACUGGAUUUUGCUAAACAUUCUUAAUGCGUUUUUGUGUGUAGUUAACAUUGGCUAUACGAAUUAUUUUAUUCUCAAAACGUAUCUCAAAAUUCGGUUAGACACCAUUUUGGAUGUUUUACUGUACGGUCGAUAUCAUUAAAUCAUCAACGAACGCCUUAAAUAUUUCAACAUCCAUCCUCAAGUUAUGACUUUAAGAGUUUUUGAAGGACAACACAAGUGUACGCCACUUUUUGUUCGUGCGAUUUUGUUAUUUGUGAAAUUAUUUACAUUCAUUGAUGUAUUAACUCUGUCUCUAAUAAAUCUGACAUCGUAUUCAUACAACGUACGAUCCAUGUGUACACGAUAUGAUAUAAUCUCUAAUAUGUUACGCGCCUACCUAUUUCAUUGUUUGUUGACCAGAUUGCAACCAGGUGACAAGGUCUCGAGAGGGCAGCAUUCGUCAAUGCCAGACGCGAACGAGCUCUGUCUACUCCGCGCAUCCUCAUCCUUGUUAUUUGCGUUUGUAUAUUGGUGCUAUAUGUAUUGCUGUUAUAUUAAUAUUUGAAGAUUA